Molecule: messenger RNA, 2718 nt
Organism: Xiphias gladius (swordfish)
Lineage: Eukaryota; Metazoa; Chordata; Actinopteri; Istiophoriformes; Xiphiidae
Gene: cdh17
Product: cadherin 17, LI cadherin (liver-intestine)
Exons: 19
Coding region: 85-2691 (868 amino acids)
Biological process (GO): multicellular organism development; cell-cell junction assembly; calcium-dependent cell-cell adhesion
Cellular component (GO): plasma membrane; catenin complex; adherens junction
Molecular function (GO): cadherin binding; calcium ion binding
Source: RefSeq, a predicted model, not a curated record
GUUUGACCAGACAGGAUGGGGCUGCUCAGAUCACUCUGAAGUUCGAGGAGUGUCUCACUCGAUAUCUCCAGCAAGACUGUGAUCAUGACAGCCAUGAUACAUCUGUUGUUGCUCCCACUCCUGUUCAGCGUUGCUGGUGGGAAGAAUCUGGAGGAAAAAAAGGGCCCAUUUGAGAACACUGUGCUGGAUGUGCCAGAGGGAACACCAGUGCCAUAUCCCAUACAUCAGUUUCAGGUGACCCACCCAGGUGUGAAUAAUUUCCGUCUGAGUGGAGAAGGUGGAGAAAACAUUAAGAUUUCUAAGGAUGGGUGGCUCUACCUGGACAAGCCUCUGGACUGGUCUCGAGAUAACCAUUACAUUAUGAGUGUGGAAGCGUUGGCAGAUGAUGAUAUGGUGGACGGUCCAGUUUUUGUGACCAUAAAUGUGUUGGACGUCAACAACAAUGCUCCGUACUUUAACCAGAGUGACUACACAGCCUUGGUUAGAGAAAAAACUGCAGCAGGUGUCCCAUUUACCCGCGUGUUUGCGUUGGAUCAGGAUGAUCCCGAGACCCCUAACGCUCAUCUGAGCUACAGCCUGGUCAGCCAGAUCCCCAGCAAAAAACACAUCCUCUUCCAGAUCAACCCCAUCACUGGAGAGAUCUCCACCACAAAAGAAGGGGAGCAGAUGCUAAAGGCCAGAGAGGGCAUCCAGUAUGGCAAGGGCGAAGAUCGGAGCAUUGACGCUCUGAAGACAAAGUUUAAGGACUACUGUCCAGUGCAGAACAUCCCCUAUGAAGAAAACCCCUUCUUCACCUGUGUGGAGAGAGCCGAGAUGAGGAGGCGGAAUAUUGACCCCCUGGGGGACCCAGACUACACCCUAUUUGUGCGUGUGCAGGACCUGGGAGGAGAGUCGGAGACCGCGCUGAGUGGAAACGCCAGAGUUCACAUUGUUGUGCAGCAAAACCUGUGGUUCAACCCUGGAAGGAUAACUGUUAAAGAAGAAUUACAGGAAACGUAUCCUCUGAUCAUUGCAAAGGUCCAGUCUAAUGACCCGAAUGCCAUUUACAGUUUAGUGCAGAAAGAGAGAGAGCUGAAAUUCCCCUUCCAGGUAACAGAAAAUGGAGAAAUACUCUUGACGGAGCUGCUGGACAGAGAAGACAAGGACAUGUACAUCCUGGUGGUGUUCGCAAAGGAUAACAGUGGCAACGAGGUGGAGCCGCCCAUGGAGAUUCAAGUCUUGGUGGAGGAUGUGAAUGACAAAGAACCUGUGUGUGAAAAUGAGGAGAGUGUAUUUGAGUUGCAGGAGAAUGAGCCUGUAGGCAGCCUGGUAGGACAGCUCUUGGCCCAUGAUGACGAUGAACAGGGGACACUGAACGCUCAGCUGACUUACACCAUCUUGUCCCAAAAUCCACCCACCACACCCAAUGUCUUCUCCAUCGACGCUGCUUCUGGAAGAAUUCAGGCGCUGCGCUUGCUGCAGCGAAAAGAACAGCAGGUCUAUCACCUCAAUGUCAGAGUCAGCGACCCAGCUUUCAGCACAGAUUGUAAAGUCGUCAUCAAGGUCAUUGACGUCAACAACGAGAUGCCUCUGUUUGAGAGGAACGAUUAUGGCGGCUACGCUCUUGCAGAGGACACCCCUGUCGGACACACAGUGGUGACAAUCAGAGCAACAGAUGCUGACGACCCAGAGAGCGGCAGCUCCCAUAUCAACUUCCACAUCUCUGCUGGCAAUGAUGAUGACGUUUUUGCAGUGCAAACAGACGGCAAAGGCAUCGGCCAGCUGGUCAUAGUUAAGCCUUUGGACUUUGAGUCCUCUCCCACCUACAAGCUCCAGAUUGAUGCUCGAAACCCCGAGCCGCUGCUGGAGGGCAUGGAGUACGGCAACGAAUCCACAGCCUUCGUCUUUGUGUCUGUCACUGACGUAGACGAGGCCCCGGAGUUUAGCCUGGACAUCCUGGAUGUGACUGUGCCUGAAAACACCACCAAGGGAUCAGUGCUGAUCACUGUGGAGGCAAAGGACCCAGAGGGCAAAGAGAUCGGUUUUAAGUUGGGCGGUGACGCCCGUGGCUGGCUGGAGAUCGAUGCUGCCACAGGACAGAUCAAGACCAAAGACAAGCUGGACAGAGAGAUCCUGGAGACCUUCGAGGUGUCUGUCACUGCAUUUGAGAAGGAGAACCCAGAGAAGUCCACUGAGCGUGUUUUGUCUGUGAGGCUGCUGGAUGUGAACGACAACUUCCCCAGACUGACAGAGACCCAGGCCUUCAUCUGCGUGGGGAAGCCUGAACCGGUCAUCAUCAAGGCCAAAGAUGAAGACAGUGCCCCCUUCUCCCAGCCCUUCACAUUCACCUUGGCCCACGGCAAGAAGUCGCUCAACUGGGAGCUGCGCAGUAUUGAUGGUACAACAGCUAAACUCAUCCUGAAGAAAAAAACAACUGAAGAUAAAACCUUCACACUUCCCAUUAACAUUAAAGACAAUGCAGGCAUGGGAGUCACACAGCCGUUUGAGGUGAGAGUAUGUAACUGCACAGCGCUGGGCUACUGCUACAUGGCACCAGAAGAACAUUCCUUCAGAUACGGAAUGGGAACCACCAUCGGGAUCCUAGCUGGCACUCUGGGAUUCUGUCUUAUUAUCUUCAUCAUAGUGGUCAAACGCAUCAGUAAAGGGGACAAGAAGAAGGGAAGAGAGGAAGAGAGGAACGCCCUGAUGUAGAGACCACACACACACACGCGCGCGCGC